CGUUAAGCGGGGGUUGCCUGUACAACCUUUUCUCUUACAUCUUGGUUCUUUAUUUCUGAUAUGUUAGUGGACUCAACCACAACAUAUUCACACCAGUUUUACUUUAAAGUUUGUUGGGUGUUUAGAAGUCAGUGUGUCUGAUAUUAGACAGCCCUUUCAUCUCACCAUGAUUUUGGCUAUCACAGUAUUCUGUCAGCACAAAUAAUACUUAUUUGAUUCUUUUGGCAAUUUACCAGAUGAAACAUUAAUCCUUAUAGAAACCAGUGGAAAAUGUUUCAAAAUAAAUAUGACUAGAAUUAGAAGUAAAUAUGAAAACAGAGAACAAUUAUGAGCAUUUAGCUUAUAGUAACUGUUUUAUAAAGUGUGCAUCACCAGACUGGUGGAUGCUGUUAGCAUAAAAAUUUGGAAUCAAUGUUUUAUAGCAUUUAAAUAUAGUACAUCAAGAUGUGUCACAAGAGAUAGUUUUGGAAUGUGUAUUUCCAGAGAACUUUGGGGCCAUUGACUGACCCCCUCAUUAAAACUACUGGUGGUCAUCCUCGGACUUUGAAUAUAAUUCGUUCCAGAAGGUUGUUCGAUGUCUGAAUUUUUUGAGAUCUGAGACUGUUUUCCCCUACAGGAAACAAUUCUAAUCAUUUUAGUCUGCUCAAGACCCUAGAUUUUUAUCUAAGUAAAUAAGAAUUGAACUAUGUAAAAUCAGUAUUAUUUGCCCUUUGAUGGUGAGCUUCUUAGCACACGUAGAUGAUGGUGUGGGAGAACUAGGGAGGCUUGGCAUUAUGUACAUACUAAUCUUUGCCUUUGAGGCUACACCUCAAUACAGCCUCAAUGAGAACUUUGUUUUGUUUUAUAUAUGUGAAAUUUUGUCACGACAGUUUUUGUAUUUUUGUUAGUUACAAGAUCAGUGUACUUAUAUGAAAAUUUACUCAAUUAUUCUACCUAGUUAAGUGACCCUGGUCAAAUGAAAAACUGGUCAAAUGUCCUGACCCCAGCUGGGAAUAAAAGCAAGUCAAGAAUGUGGAACCAAAACAAACAGGAAACUGGUGUUUGCCUUCCACCAGCAUUGCUGGUACAUAUGACCCGGGUUCAGUUACAUUUGGCCGAAUUUGGAUUUUUCAAAGUCCAAAUUUGGUUCGACUUCUGAGGGUAAAAUGUUGAAAUUUUUGUUCAAAGUCCGAGGGUCCACUUUACUUGAUUUUUUUUCUCUUGAUAUUGAAGAUUUCUUCUCGCCAUUGACUCGGUCCAUCUGAAAUCAGUAAGACAGAAUGGAUGGACAACUUUAAUUUUCAAACCAAAAUAAGUUUUAGGAAACUUCAUUAUUUGCCAGAGAAGUUUGGUAUCUACUGCAGUAGAACCACAUGUGCUGUGGGAGCCGAGACGUCCCAAGUGCGUGGUUUCAAAUUCUGGCCAUGGUUUAAGAGUGAAGGGCCUUCCACUCACGGUGAUGGAUCCCAAACGGGUGGGUUUCCAGAUAAGAGGUAUCCAAAAAACCUCCUUUAGUCUGUUAAUUCUCUGAAAAAAAAAACCAUUUUAUAUUAAAAAAUUGUACUCUCCUCUUCUGUAAUUGUCUGUCUUUAGCCUCUCUGUCAUUGCCACACUGUUACAACUUUUGCUGUCUUUUACCACUAUCCACUAUUUUCACACUAACUGGUCUUUUAGUCUUUCUAAAUACUUGCCUCCCUCUCUUCUGUGAUAACUCUGUAUAAAACUCUACUUUCUCUCCUUUAUCUUGUCCACCCAGUAUUCUCAACCAUUCACUUUUUUUGUAAACUUUGGAAUCCCCUCUCUUCUCAUGAUUCAGCUCUUAAGAAGAUUUCAAGACACUUAUUCUUCCGUUUUCAGUGAGUCAACUUAACCUCACUUUUGGGAUUGGCACUCAAGUGAAUCUUUUUUGUGUGUAUUAAUUAAUUUUUCAUUUAUGUUUUGUCAACUCUAUGUUGUUUGCUUGCCAUUUGUUUACAAUUAUACAAAUGCUUUGCUUUGCCUUGCCUUGCCUUGCCAUUCCUUACCUUGCCUUAACAAUGGAAGAACAGUAGCCUCCCAGUGUUCCCCAAUAAACUUGCCUUUCAGAGGAUAUUCCAAUAAAUGUAAUCGGUAUUCAUUGUUGUCUUGGGACCACAGAGACAAGUCUUACAUGAAGAAGGGACAAAUAUAUGCCAGAAAAGUUGAGUAUGUAUGUGUGACACAAGACACUCAAACGUUUGACAUUUUUCCCAAAGUUAAAAAAUUUACAGAAAAGUGCAAAUGUGGUUGCACCUUUAGAAGAAAUAGUAAAAAGUGUCAAGGAAAGUUAAGUAUAGUGUUUCAUUCUCUGUAAUUUAUUUAUAUUUAGGAGCAGCUUGGUGUUUGGAUAGCUAGAAGGUUACAUCUCUUGCCUCAUAAAUAUUCAGGUGAAAGCAAAGUACAGGUACACUGCUCAGAAUGCAGAUGAGCUCACUUUCCCAAGACAUGCCAUUAUUCAGAAUGUGAACAAGGUGGAGACAGAGUGGUGGAAGGGGGACUAUGAGGGAUUGCAGCAGCACUGGUUCCCAGCCAACCACGUGGAGGAGAUCCAGACAUGGUCACUACAGGGAGAGGACAGCUUUAUGUUUGGUGACUUACAGAAAGGCAACCUGGACCUGCGAGGAGCUGAGGCAGCAGUGGAGCCCUAUGAAGAGGACAACCCGUGGGGCAUCAGAUUUAUCAUAAGACUAAUGUUAGCUAGUGAUUACCAAGAGCUGAAGAUUGGCUGUGUUUCGGAGCAACAGGCCAAAGAUUGGAAGGACAAGAUAAACCGUGUUGCUGCAAAAGGAGAUUUGGCAAGUGCCACCGUUCAGACUCGCCAACAGGAGACUGAGCAGCGUAUCAGUCAGGAGCUGAGUAACCUGGUGGUGUAUUUCCAAUGUGUGAAUUUUAAAGUGGAGCGGCCUUCCCCCUAUGAAAUAUCCUCUUUUCCGGAAAGCAAGAUGGAGCGCCACAUACAGACCAUCCCAAAGGCCCUUAUUGAUUUUCACAGGAUUGGGUUCAGUCGUGUGUAUCCAAAGGCAACACGUGUGGAUUCUUCAAAUUACAAUCCAGUGCCUAUGUGGAACCAUGGUUGUCAAAUGGUGUCUCUUAACUACCAGACUGGAGAUAAACAUAUGCAAGUGAAUGAAGGAAUGUUCUUGCAAAAUGGGAAGUGUGGCUAUGUGCUGAAACCCAAAUAUCACAUGGACCCCGAAUAUGAUCCAUCUCGGCCUAACCACUUUAGUGAUAUCUCCCUUGUUCUGGAACUAACAAUCUUUGGUGCACGGCACCUCAGCAAACCUGGACGAGGCUGCAUUUCCCCAUUGGUGGAGGUGGAGAUUAUUGGCUUUGGAGAAGACUCCAAUGGGAAGCGCACCACCAAAACAGUCCGUGACAAUGGCCUCAACCCAACGUGGUGUCACCUAAUGGGCUUCAAAGUGUCAAAUCCUGAAUGUGCUCUGAUUCGUUUUGUGGUUGGUGAUGAUGACAGCCUCAGAGAGCCCAGUCAGAUAGGGCAUGCCACCUAUCCAGUGUUGUGUCUGCGGGAAGGCUUCCGUAGUGUGCCUCUCAAAAAUCAUUAUUCUGAAGAAAUUGAAUUGGCAUCAUUACUCAUCCACCUAAAAAUUGAAAAAAUUAAUGAAACGGUGAUAAAGGAUAAACUCAAAUAUGAACUUCUGAAGAUGAUUGAGGAAGCCGAGAAAAAUAACGAUAAGGAGCGUGUCAUGCAUCUGCGAAGCGAUUAUGAAAGGAGAAAAUGAGGCAUGAGGCAGCAGCAGUACUCUUGACCCCUACUUCAUCACCAGUUAGGUACAUUAGUCUGAGAUAACAGUGGAAUGACAUACACCAUAACAAGCUGGCACAAACACAACAAAAACUGAUGACGGUAGUAGUGACGACCCACAGCACCCCUACCUAGCACCAAGCACCUCAGAUGAAGGACAAUGCCCCUAGGAAGGAUGCCAUUGGACAGAAUACAACCUCCACCCUUCUCGCAGACCCAGGAGCCAUCCUCAGUAGCCAGCAAGUGGAAGAAAUGGAUCAGAUCUUCACAUUUUACCUGGAAGUCACAGGUAUAACAAAUGCAGCCCAGAAGAGAGCUCUUUUGCU
Molecule: messenger RNA, 4086 nt
Organism: Portunus trituberculatus (swimming crab)
Lineage: Eukaryota; Metazoa; Arthropoda; Malacostraca; Decapoda; Portunidae
Product: 1-phosphatidylinositol 4,5-bisphosphate phosphodiesterase gamma plc-3-like
Exons: 12
Coding region: 2580-3737 (385 amino acids)
Biological process (GO): positive regulation of epithelial cell migration; lipid metabolic process; phosphatidylinositol-mediated signaling
Molecular function (GO): phosphatidylinositol-4,5-bisphosphate phospholipase C activity
Source: RefSeq, a predicted model, not a curated record